AAAGUCAGAGGCCCUAUGGAAGGAAAGGGAAGAAAACGGUGCUGGGAAGUACUCUGCAGGGCAGCAUUCCUGGCCGCCAUCCUGCUGCUGCUGCGAGUCAAGGGGGUGAAGCCUCAGAAAGGCAGCCUGGAUCCUAAUGAGAGGAGUCAGAACGAGAAGAUACCUUCCACAGACCAGGAUCAAGAGCACUUUGAAGAGCACUUUGUGGCCUCAUCAGUGGGGGAGAUGUGGCAGGCUGUGAACAUGGCCCAGCAAGAGGAUGACGAGACAUCAGACACAGCAGCCCUUCGUGACCACCUAUUUGACCUAGCCUUCUGCUUCAAUCUGGCCAGCAUCAUGGUUUUUUUAUGAGGGAAAUUGAGGCUGAGGCGGUAGCAUGGUUCCUGGAUGAGGACCUUGAUGUCUACCUCCGCUUCAUGAUAGCUUACUGACCCCUCUUCCCCACUGGGCUCCAGGCCACUACUCCCAAGGGAGGCGUUCACACAGCUUCCUGCCUCUUGCCACUAGCUCUUCACCUCAGGAUGCAGCACCCAAGAGAUCCUGGUGCUAGCUUCUCAACUGUCCAUUGCCCCAGUCUGACUGCCUCUCCACACUCUGAGCUCCAUCUCCCAGGGCCAGAGACAUAAGACCCGUGGCCUUCUCUCUCCCACACCUCUCCUGGUUCUGCUCUGGAUAGCACAUUAGGAAAAGGAGCCUGCCACAAUAAAAGUAAUAGCAAUAAAGUCCUGAAAACAUUUGGGGGCAGCUUUCUGAGACUUAA
Suricata suricatta (meerkat) is the source of this 760-nucleotide messenger RNA. It is a transcript of the gene SOFU1, whose product is annotated as LLLL and CFNLAS motif containing 1. Lineage: Eukaryota; Metazoa; Chordata; Mammalia; Carnivora; Herpestidae. The record is from RefSeq and is a predicted model, not a curated record. Bases 16 to 351 code for a protein of 111 amino acids. Gene Ontology annotation, biological process: fusion of sperm to egg plasma membrane involved in single fertilization. The transcript is spliced from 3 exons.